CGACGAGCUGGGAGGGGAACGAAGGGAAGGGAAGGAAGGAAGGGACGAAGAAGCGCGAGGUGGGGGACGACGAGGACUCUGCGCUCUGCUCUGUUCUGUUCUUCUGCGCCUGCACGAGCUCGUGCGGAUCGAGGCUCUUCUGGUCGGGCGGGUCGGCCUCGUCGUCAGUGCAGGGUGUGGAUUUCGAAGCUUGUCACGAUGUUGGAUAUUCAGUUGUUUAGACAGGAUAAGAACGAUCCGGAACGCAUCAGGGAGUCCCAGAGGCGACGGUUCGCGAGCGUGGAGCUCGUAGAUGAGGUCAUCGCGCUCGACAAGGCUUGGCGAGGACGUCUUUUUGAGCUGGAGCAAGUGCAGAAGAGGCGGAAUGCCAUAAGCAAGGAGGUUGGGAAACUGAAAGCGGCGAAGAAAGAUGCUUCAGAGCUUAUCGAACAGGGGCUCAACUUGUUAAAGGAGAGGACAGAGAAGGAGGCCGAGGAGGCGCAGGCUAAGGAGGCCGUUGACACUAAGCUGAGGCUAAUUGGAAACUUGGUUCAUGAUUCAGUCCCAAUUGAUAACAAUGAGGACAAUAACCAAGUCGUUAGAGAGUGGGGAUUGGAGACCAAGAGAGAAGAGGCAGGUCUGAAAAAUCACGUGGACCUCGUCGAGCUCUUGGGAAUAGCCGAUCUGAACAAAGGUGCGGACACAGCCGGUGGAAGGGGCUACUACCUGAAGGGUGCUGGUGUACUACUGAACCAAGCCCUUAUCAAUUUUGGUCUUUCGUUUCUGUACAAGAAAGAGUACAAACCUCUGCAAACUCCCUUUUUCAUGAAGAAGGAUGUCAUGUCAGAGUGUGCCCAAUUGGCUCAGUUCGACGAGGAGCUUUACAAGGUGACAGGAGAAGGCGAUGACAAAUAUUUGAUUGCUACCUCUGAGCAGCCGCUUUGUGCAUAUCACAGACAGGAUUGGAUCGACCCCAAAUCCUUACCCAUCAGAUAUGCCGGUUACUCAACUUGUUUCCGGAAGGAGGCUGGUUCACACGGUAGGGACACACUUGGUAUUUUCCGUGUGCACCAGUUCGAGAAGAUCGAACAGUUUUGCAUCACAAGCCCUGAAGACGAUAACUCGUGGGCCAUGCUCGAGGAGAUGCUAAAGAACUCUGAAGAAUUCUACCAAGCGCUAGGACUUCCGUAUCACGUGGUGUCUAUCGUAUCGGGAGCUUUAAAUGACGCUGCUGCCAAGAAGUACGACUUGGAAGCCUGGUUUCCUGCUUCCAAGACAUACCGAGAGCUGGUUUCUUGUUCAAACUGCACUGAUUACCAGGCACGGAACUUGGAGAUUCGAUUUGGUCAGAAGAAGAGCAAUGACACUGUGAAGAAGUACUGUCACCUACUGAACUCCACACUCACAGCAACGGAGAGAACAAUAUGUUGUAUACUGGAAAACUAUCAAACGGAAAGCGGGGUGAAAGUUCCACCUGUCUUACAACCGUUUAUGCUAGGAAUUGAAUUUCUACCCUUUCAGGCUGCCCCUGCCAAGGACAGCAAACCCAAAAAAGCUAGCCUCCCAAAGCCCACUUCUCUCCCCCCAGUAGGUGACAUUUCUCUUUCAUAGUGAGCAGGAUCGAAACUGAUCCGUGGAGAGUCAAAUUGUAUCGGCCAUACUCCAGACGUAGGUCUAGGUGUUGGGAGGCUCGAUUGCGAUGAUAUCUGGGUUUUUGCUUAUAAGCUCCCUCUUGUAUUUACCAAAUUUUUAGCUCAGUGCACCCUUCGGGUGUGAAGGACACCGGAGGCAAUUCUUUUACGUGGCUUCUGACAUAUUGUGCCCAAAAUGGAAAUACUGGGAAUACAGCCAUUCUUUUAGCUUAUUACCUUUCGGUCAUUAGCUGCUGGUCGGGCUCGAGAAUUUUGAAACCAACACUUUGACUAGUGUUUCUGAGUUGAUCAUCCACUGCCAUCUCAAUUUUGACUUCUUAUUCGUGGAAGCUGUUAACCUUUACUAGACUGUCGAAGGAUUUGCUUGGUCCAGACAAUCCGAUUCUUUAAGAUUGCCACCUAGUCUGUCCAGCUUAUUCGAAUAUGGGGAAUCUAAUACCUGUCCAUUGUCUACUUCUGAGGCCGUUGCUUCUUUCUCUAGAAACCAUUCAGAACUCUAUCUAGAGCUGGAUUGAUAUCACCUAGGGACUUUAGCAUGCUUGGUUCUCCCGGGAGGUGGAUGCCUAUGACUAUUACAUCAUUAGGUGCUUAAUCCAUGCCCCGACUGUCAAAUGCCCUCGUUUUGUAUACUAGUUUGUUACUGUCCAGUCUGCCACAGGAGAGUUUACUGAGUGUGUUCUCAGGGUUUCACUGAACUUUGAGGAGGGAAAUAUGGUCUUCAGUGAACACUUCUUGACCGCUUGUUUUCGUUCUAGUAUAGAUUAAGGAAGAAGGCAAAUAGAUGGAUGACCUUCUCCUCUGUGCGAAGAACAUCGGAAGCCCUCAAAGCCCCGAGUAUUCUAUUCUAGUCUACCCUUCCUACCGAGAUUGUCAGGGUAGUUUGUAUCUCACCUGAGAAGAGAGAAGAGAAUAAGUACUUCACCAUAUUAAUGGUUUAACUUGUUGAUUUGUGGAAGCUUGGUCUGGAUGUCAAGACUUGGUUGUUUAUCAUACAUUCUCGUUUUUCAAUCACCAGUACGAGCUUCACACCAAAUUCUUUAAACCGUGUAAACUUUUUGAACCUCACACGCAUUUCAUCUGAUAGUGACAGCAAACCAACUUUAGAUGAUUGCACACCUGUCCAUUCAUGCAUGUAAAGAGCGUGAAUAGAGGCUUCGAAUGUCUAGUUAGAAACUCAAACAUCUUGGACGAUAAAGUCUUGAUGAAAACCAGUAGAGAAAGUGUACGGAACCCAACAUGGAAAUAUCCUGACACAGGGAUGGAUAAGAAACUGGAUACUUUCACCAGGGUAUAGUAUUACAACG
Molecule: messenger RNA, 2935 nt
Organism: Marchantia polymorpha subsp. ruderalis
Lineage: Eukaryota; Viridiplantae; Streptophyta; Marchantiopsida; Marchantiales; Marchantiaceae
Source: the annotation of a GenBank genome assembly